Tuber aestivum (summer truffle) is the source of this 3647-nucleotide messenger RNA. NCBI's taxonomy places the organism in Eukaryota, Fungi, Ascomycota, Pezizomycetes, Pezizales, Tuberaceae. The record is from the annotation of a GenBank genome assembly.
GGUCUUGGCGAAUGGUGAAUUCGAGCCCUCCAGCCUUCAAGGUUGCGCCAGGCUUUACCCCCGAACAUCAUCUCCAAUUGACCGCUCCAUUCUUAACCCCAACACUUCAUUCCACUGGCUGGGGAGGGCAGGUAGCUUGUUCGUCUCAAGGAUCUUGUCCACCUCCCUUUCACCUACGGGGCUAGCGCUGAGCCGCUCCUCUGGAGAUACGUUUCCUCGUCCCUCCUCUAGAACUGCCCCUGUAUUCUUCAUCUUUUGUAUUUUGUUGCUUGCCCGUCUCGACUAGUCCGUUUAGAAAUGCCUAGUAUGAAUCUAUCCUUUGAUCCUCUCUGGCCGCGUGCGCUAAUCCUCAUACUGCAGUUCGUAGCCUUGAUGUCUGGGCCACGUCCCAUAACAAGUCACAGACACUUCCGCUCUCUGUCCUCAGGGACACCACUAUCGGGAUCGAAGCGGACCAUUAUCUCCUCCGAUUGCUUACCACUUCUCCAUCAAAGGAGCCUCUAGUUACUGCGCUAGGAGGGUUUCCUUUCGGCCUGAGAUAUGCGGUAGAGGGGGACAUUGAAGAUUUCCAGAAAGCUGGGAUUAAACCCGUCUUUGUUUUUUCAGGCUUAAAAAUUGUGCGCAACGAGAAACCGUUCGGUGUUAAUGAUGACGGGCCGGCAAAAAGAUCGCAAGCAUGGGAUCUCUAUGAUCAGGGUCUGGCGAGUGAGGCUGUUGAGGCUUUCGGUGCAGCUGGUGAGAGAACCCGCGGUGCUCAUUGGUACUCUUGUUCUGCACAAUACUUACGAACUUCCAGGAACUCUGCAACCACACGAGGUUUAUAAAUAUUUCAUAAAAAUUCUGCAUGAGUGCGCGGUAGACUUUCAGGUUGCUCCUUACUCGGCAUGGCCUCAGGUACCAUAUCAAGGUCUCAUUCAAAACUUAACCUUGCGGUCCUCUAAUGCUCUGCCUAGCUAGUUUACCUCGAAAAAAACGGAUUCGUUGAUUCCAUUUGUGGGAACUCCGAGCUUUUCUUUUUCGAUGUUGAGAAGGUUAUUGUGCACCUCACUCCAGGACAGUCCGGUUCCUUCACCUGGCUUAACAAGCAGAGACUCCUCUCGGACCUCCAGUUGACAAACGACAUGUUCAUUGAUGCUUGUAUGCUUGCGGGGUCUGAAGUAUGUCGCGCAUUUCCGCCCUUCGAGGGCUCUCCCCACAACGCCUUCAUGAGCUCAGUAGAAUUGCUUAAACGAUGUCGGAAUGUCGCCACUGUUGUCAGCACCCAUCCGGAGCCGAUCCAGCAGUCAGGGUAUUUGGAUAGGUACCGAAAAGCCAGAGCUGCCGUAAAGCACCACGCUAUAUUCACCUCUGAUGGCAAGGCAGAGCCAUUAGAUUUUACUGAGGCGCCUUCGGACGUGCACGAAUUCAUUGGGCAAAGACUUCCCGAAGAACUCUACUAUUAUCUAUCAAAAGGGGUUAUUGGGCCCCAAGUUCUAGAUAUGCUAGCGACAGGAGAGCUCAUUGAAAUUGCGCCGUUCGACAAUGGUGAUUCCGACGAAUAUAAAAAAUUCUUGGAAAACCUAAACCCUCUGCGCACACAGGCCUUGGGUUUGCUGGCACAUCCACUGCAUCGGUUUUGGCAUAACAAGGAGAUCAAUGUUUACUAUUGGUUUGACAAGAACAAGCCAAGAAAAUUGAUCCACAAAGAGGUGUCUGUCUCGCCUGCAGAACAAACAAGAAAAUGGAAUGUCAGGGAGUCGGUUUUCAAGCCAGAAUUGGAAAAAUAUGGGGUAUGGCUAUUCCUUCAUACCCUUAGAUGGCAGCCUUAUGAUAGAGGCGCUUAAAGCUAAUCGGCGAUUAUAGAGUUCGAUAGGCCUUGCCUUUGCGAUAUCUUCUUUGAAAUCAGACUCUUUUGCCGCAAAAACAAUUGCACCGAAAGAUGAAGUAAAGGUGGGCGACCCAAUUCACUGAGAACUCCUCAAAAAACUAACAGUCAUUGUAGCUUUUGGACACCGGGGACGAAAUCCUCAUGAAUACUCACUGGCGCAUGCUACAACUCCGAGGUUUUAUUGGCAGCGAGAAUCACUCUCUUACCCCCUGGGGACGCGCUCUUGAGGCAGCCAUAUCAACACUUGACCCAGGCGACAAUCUGGAUGAGCCGGUAUAUCUUGGGAUUGAGCUUCUGCGCUUAAAGGUUCUCAAACCCGAUAAUUUUUCACCUUCCCUAUCAGGUGCACCAACUAGAGGUACAGGUGAUUUUCCUAAUAUCCAUGUCAUCUUGGGCCAUCGUUACUACCCUACAAGAGCUAACCUCCAAGAUCAAUAUGGAUAGAAGACGAGAGGACAUAUAUCAUGCUUAUCUCUCGCGUUGCCAGCCUUGUGCCUAUCAGCCACAAGCCCAUCGGCUACACCGGCCCUCUCAGCAGAAACCUUCUUGGUUUCAAUUCCUUCAUUACAAAGUUCACGAGGACCAUGCGGAGUUUUGCUGAGAUGACACUCGUCAAUCUAUUAAUGAACGGUGACGCAGACAGGGGCAAGCGAACCGAUUGGACCGAGUUAGGUCUCGGGUAGGUUUUUUCAGUUCCUCCUUGGUCACACGUUGUGUAUAGCGUAUAGACUAAUUGCCUGCUCAUACCAGCAUCCCAUUUAUCGACGAAGUGAGUGCCGGAUUGGGAAUUGCGGCCAAAACUUACCUCGAUGAACUCUCGAACGAGACUGGCCCUAUUCCUGAGGUGACGAGGCGCACUCAGAAGGAAAAACUCCCCUUAAUGUUCGCCCAGGCAGUCGACAUUGAAGCAGAUGUUGACCUAGCUUUUAGAACCUGGGACGCGGUAAAUACUCCUUUCCCUGGUUACCAAGGGGGGUACGCGGUGUUGACUUAAAUCAGGUUAUCGCCGCAGUCAAGUCCCUCCAAAAGGAGAACCAGUUGGCUAGUGAAGCCGAAGUUUUCCUCGCAGCCGACAAAUGGCUGGCCGGAAGGAGAUAGUUUCGUUUCAUAAUAUAAUACAAGCUCCCGUGCAACAACAAGGGACUCAGUGGGGUGAUUUCACUGAGCAUGUAUUAAUCCGAAAUAACCAGCCAGCCUCUGGAUCUGUGAUAUAUUACAGGCUAUGGAUACAAAAAAACGGGAUGAAGUCCUUGCCUUGACGAGAGUUUCCAGUAACAAAAAUACAAAAGAAAUACAGAUUCCAGUGCUUUAUUGUCCAAAAGUGAACUCACUGUAGUAUUAUGUAUGAUAUAGCAACUUACUCCCGGCAAUGUGGAACGUACCGUACGCCAGGCCAAACAGCUACCAAUAGGGAGGUUCAAAGCUCUCAGUACGCUACGAACCGAGUACACAAUAUACCCCGCAAAAACAGGCGUACUAGUAUACUGCAUCCCUCCUCCCAAGGAGGUUUGCUGUGUACAGGUACCAUAAUAUCCAAAAAAAACGCACCUCUACCGAACCACCUGUACAGUACCUUCCGUGUACCGAGAGCUUUGAACCUCCCUAAUCAUAACCACCCUCCCGCCCAGCUAGUGUCCAAGUGCCCGCUGUACCCAAGUACGGUAGCCCAUAUUUGCCAUAAUAUAUCCUCAGAAACCAAAUCACUCAAAAUCCGCCAGGGCCCCUACACCACUGCGCCUAUACCUAUACUCGAGCACAGUAUGAUACACCAACGGGAAGC